Molecule: messenger RNA, 5370 nt
Organism: Besnoitia besnoiti
Lineage: Eukaryota; Apicomplexa; Conoidasida; Eucoccidiorida; Sarcocystidae
Exons: 18
Coding region: 1-5370 (1789 amino acids)
Biological process (GO): protein dephosphorylation
Cellular component (GO): protein phosphatase 4 complex; nucleoplasm
Molecular function (GO): protein phosphatase activator activity
Source: RefSeq, a predicted model, not a curated record
AUGAAGACACCGGAGGCUGCGCAGGGGGCACUGACUGCGGCGAGGCGGGACGACGCGCCCCUGAAGCUGCACGCGGCCAAUGGGGAGGAGGACGACGACGUCGCGUCCCCCAACUGCUCUUCGCCGACCGCCAGCCACCUCGACUCCGAGCCGCUGUCCGCCCCGUCCUCGCCGACGCGGGACGUGGCGGUGGCGGGCGCGGAUGCCGCGGGCUCCCAGCCGCGAGUCUUCUCCCCGUCGGUCGCGCCGUCUCUCGGGUCUGGGGAGGCACUGGCAGAGGACGGAGGGAACGUCGCGGAGGCGCCUGUCGCCGGCGCGCUCCCGUGUGGCGCGAGCGCGCCGGCGCCAGACGCGGCCGCAACUCCUUCGGGCGUCGACGCGUCUGCGCCCACAAACAUCCCCGAGGCGUGGCCUGAGGCCGCCGAGUUCGCGGAUCGCGAGGGCUCCUCUUCUCCCACCGCCGCAGGCUCGCCCGAACACACGGAGGAGGCACCUCCCGCGGGGCGACCUGCGUCCGACCCGCUCUCUUCGGUCGCCUGCGCCGCCGUGGCCUCGCCAGCUGACAGCGCGUCGGUCGCGGAGGCUGCCUCCACCCCCUCGUCGGCGCUGGAUCUCUUUCCCGCCUCCUCCGCGAGCGCUGCUGCGGCGAUGCCGGCGCGGCGCCUGUCGCCGGCCGCGGCGAAGGCUGGGGUGAACAUGAGCGACGCGCUGCCUGAGGAGCUCCGCCCUGACAUUCUGUUGCACUCCCCCGCGGAGGUCGUGCGGGAGUACGUCGCACAGCACUUUGCGCACGUUGCAGCCGGCAAGCCCGACGACGACGCAGUCUCCAGCAGCGCAGAAGAAGAGGAGGAAGCGGGCGAGGAUGACAGCAGCGAAGACGAAGAGCCGGAAGGACGCGCGGCGCGUCCGGAAGAUGGGGCGGGGGACGGCGAGCGAGAAGGGUACGUCGCGACACCCCCCGCGGACGCCACGCCUGCGCUCACCGAGAGGGACCGCCACCAGGAGGAGGCGGAAGAUGCGCGAAACGACAAGGAGAAGGAUGCUGCCUUGGACGAAGCUGCGAACGACGGCAACGCGGCCUGCGGAUCUGAGAACGAAAACAGCGACCUUGGAGACGACUCCGGAGGCGGCCCUGGAGAGACAGAUGCGGCGGUCCGGCGGCGGGAGAUGGCGAUGAAGGCGAAACGGAGCACCAGGAGAGGCCACGUGCGGCGGCGAGAAGGCGGCGACAAACACAGGAAAAAGAGAAGAAAAUCCGGUUCGGAAGAAAAGACACGCGUCCACCCUGUCAACUCCCUCAGUCUCGGAUGCAGACGAGUCAAGCUCUACGAAGUCGACGACACGGGCCGAUGGAUUGACAAAGGCACGGGGCACUUCUACGUGACCGACGGGCGGGGGACUGCGGCCGUCGAGAGCGGAGAGGCUCGCGAGACAGCGACGCGGUUGAGCGUCGGCGCCGAAGAGGAUGAGCUUGAGACCAGUCAGCGCGACGCAGAAGACGAAUCGGGCCUCGCGCGGCUCGUCGUCGAGGACGAAGAGAACGGGCGCGUCUACGUGAACACCGCCAUCGCGAAGAACUAUGCCUACCAGCACCAGAAAGACUCCAUCAUCACGUGGCAAGAAGGCCAAACGGGAGAUCUCUAUCGCGCGUUGUCGUUUCAGCACCCUCACGGCUGUUUCGCCUGCUGGACGUAUUUGACGCUGAAGGCGCCAGAUCGCUGUGCGGGGAGCACGGAGGACGAAGAGGAGGAGGAAGAGGGCGAAGAGGCGACGUCGCUCGGCUCCGAAGAGGACUGCCGGCGCAUGCGCGCUCAGAGCGCCCGAAGCACUUUGGGCCUGCGGCCUGAGGAGGCGCGGGAGGAACGGGAAGACGACGAGGAAGACGAGGCUGGCAUCGAUCCGCUUGUCGUCGGCCUCGAUGGCGCAGACGUCAUUCCUCAUCACAUCUUGGAGACGCCGAACGAAGAAAACCUCCACAUGCUGAUGACGCGCAUGGAGUUCGACCUUCCGCAUCCCCAGACAGGAGAAUUGGUGCUGUUGGAUGUCUUGGGGCGUCACUGGCUGUACCUGCUAUUCGCCUUCAUGCGGAAGUGCAUCGCGGCGGAGAAGAUUGAGCAGCUCAAACAAAUUGCGUUCAUCGUUCGGAAAAUGCUGGUGUUUUGGAGCGGACACAUCGACGCCCUGGAGGUCCUCCUCAGCGACGAAUUCUGGCCAGAUGUGCUCAAGUCGCUCGAGUAUGACCAGGAUCUUUUGCAUCAGGGCAUGGAGAUGCGCCACAGCGAGUUCUUUGGUCAGCGCGCGCAGUUCCACAACGUUAUUCAGCUCGAAGAUCCCGUCUUCACGAGUCAUGUGCAUCUCCACUAUCGGCUCAUGUAUCUCAAGGACGUGGCAAUCACGCGGUACCUGGAUGAGGCGGCGAUUAAUCGUUUGCAGUCUGUUUUGGCGUGCAACAUCCAAGAAGUUCUGCGCCUGCUCUUGCGGGAUUGCCCGUCGCCGCCAGGCUGCCCUUCGUCGCCCUCGUCGUUUUACGGCUCGCACGGACUUCUCGGCUUUCACGCGCAGCCCGACUCGAACUCGUCGUCUUCGUGUUUCGCCGUCCUUCGAGAGCGCCUUCGCGAGGACUUCUUCGCGGCGCUGUUCCUGCGCGAGCUUUUACAGAACCUCGCGAAGCUUUUGCAGCAGCAGAUGCUUGAGAAGCACUCGAUCUUCACGCAGAUCAAACAACACAUGAUUCUCCUUGAACUCCGCGGCUACCUAGACGGCACCGCCCCCGCCGUCGGCAACUGGAACAGACACUUCCUCCCUCUCAACAGGAAGGCCGAAGAAUACCAGGAGCGUUUGAAGGAGAUUCUCUUGACGGACGGCUCAGAGUCGUAUCGGCCGAACCCUCUCGAUCUCUCGGGCCUUCCGUACCCUGACCCAGUCUGCGUGGCGACGGAGAUCCUGAACACCUUCGCGGAGAUUCAGCCGCAGUUGCUGCGACAGGCGUUUUUCUCAGAGGCGAAGAACGACGCGAAGCAGGAGUCGCGGCUGCUUCUCUUGCUCGCCGAGACGCUAGAGACCUGCGACAGCGACUCUGUCCAAGUUCAGGUGAAGGAAAUUUUGAUCAAAGUCGUCUGCAGCCCGGUCAUGGAGCUCCCCGAGAAAGACGAAAUCCACAUGCUCUUCUACGACAAGGGUGUCAUGGAUCGACUCCUUCACACUCUCUUCCUGCCGCUCAACGCCGAGGAAAUGUCGCCGAACGACUUCCACCGACUUCAUCACGCGAAGCAGCAAAUUCUUGAAAUCCUCGCGCACUGCGUGCCGGCGCACAAACAUCGAUUCAAGAUAAGAAUCCAAAAAGACAGAGUGCCGAUUCGCGCGGUCCUUGCUGCACUCCGCCCCACAUUUGACAAAUUCCUCGCCCUCUUCGCGGUGAAGUUCAUUCGCGCCUGCAUCUCGCUCAAGGACACCUACGUCGACAAACACCUUGUGCAGUACAAAGUCAUGCGUCCCAUCAUCUGGAUGCUGAAGGAGGAGCAACAUUCCAUCUCUCUGUUCUCCUCGCGCCGCCAGCAUUCGUCGAUGCUGGGGUCGGUCGUCCUCGACUGUCUCCGUGCCCUGGGCGCGGGCGCGACGUCCUUUGCGUCGCCGCAGUCUCCUUCGCAUUCGCUUCACAUCAUCGAGUUCCUCUUCACCGAUGAUUUCUGUCGGCAUUGGAUUGGCGACAUUCAAAAAGAAAUGAUGAAGAAUCCAGGCAGACGCCCCUGUCAGAUCCUGCAGGAUUUACACGACCUUUACGUCCAGUUCGUCGCGAAGCCGCCUCUGAGUCUCUCGCAGUCGCUUCACCUGAGGUCUCCGCAGGACUGCCUCUCGCCGUCGUCUUCGCGCGUUCUGUCGCCCAAGGGAGGGCUUGGAGGGAGAGUCGGAAGAGACCUUUUCGCGGGGUCCGCAGGCGACGGCGACGAGAACGGCCGGGCGCCCGCGCGCACACUCCGGUCGAGCCUGGGCAGAGUGAUUCGCCGAGACCCGAAUCGAUCUCUGGAGGACGAGGAAGAGGAGUCUUGGUUUCUGUCCGACGACCGCGAAGACGAAGACGACGAGGUCGCUUCUCCGCCGGCAGAUGCGCGCGAAUGCUCUUCGGUGUCGCCGCGAAAUUCGCCCGACAGCGACGAUGAAGAAUCGAGCAUGAACAGACGAAGUCACACACCCAGGUCGUCGUCUUCGCUGGUCGACGGAUACGACGAUGAGGACAACGAAGACGACGAAGACGACGACCAAAGUCCGCCGUCGUCACCGCCGUCUGCGUCCCGAAAACCGCCCGCGGCUCUCUCGCCUGCCGUCCUCCUUGACGCCCCACGCGAGGGCGAGCCUGGCGACGACGAAGAGGACGACGACGACGACACAUCUUUCUUGCUGAAGGCGUUUCCCGAGAAGAGCCAAUCGCCGCCGACGAGGAAGCGCCAGGAGCUGAGACCGCUCAAGGUAGACGAAGAGACUCGCAGCGAGAAGAGCGCAAGCGAGGCGACGACGGCGGCAAGCUCGAAGGAGGAGGCAGGUUUCGCGGCGAAGAAGGAGGACGCCUUCGCUUUUUUCGAAUCCCGGAGCGCGGGGGGCGACCAUGACCAGGCGACGGAGGCGCGACCCUUCCUCAGCUCGCCGCGAAGCACAGGGGCCGCCAGCCCCUCGAAGGGCACCUCGCCGGGCCGACCCGCUUCCGGACCCAAAAAGAUUGCCGUCAAACUCAAGCUUGGAGGCAGUGCCGCGGGAGCUUCGUCGUCAUCGCCGACGGCGUCCGCCGAGUGCAGGAGUGGAGAGGCGACGGGGCCUGAGACAGAGGCGGCAGGCGAUUCGUGCGAAGAAAACGCGACCCGCGCAGAGGGGCGCAUUCCAGCGAAAGGCGAGGCCGACAGACGUCGCAGCGCGGGCAGCAGCGGGGAUGCGGAUGGAUUGAAGGACGCCGACGACAUGGAAGACGGCGAGAAAGGCAGCGAACUGCUUGCAGGCAUGCGCCUGCUCUCUGGUGCCCUGAAGCGGAAGCCGCCGGGACUGUCUCCUUCCCUGUCUGCCUCGCCCUCUUCGGAGCAGAGCGACGCGGCGUGGACCAGUCCCCGCGCCGCGGGGCGAGAGGGCCUUCUCGCCCCGCGGAAUUUGUGGGGCGCGGGGACGGUUGAGGCGGAGGACGCUAACGGCGGGCUGUCGGAAGAGAGCAGCGCGAGCACGGGCGCGCCGGGCGGCUCCCGCGAGGAGGAAAGAAAGAGAAAGUCGUGGAGAGAGUCGGGCGCAGGCGAGGCGCGAGGCGACCCGGAGCCCGACGGCAAGAAACCGAAGUGGUCAGAUGAGCUCGUGGCUGACAUGCUGCGCGACGACAGCGACGAGGAAGACACAUGA